CUCCUCCUCUUCCCUUAGAAACUUGUCAAGAAGAGCAACAGGAAAAACAGUCCGGCUCGGCAAAACGGCUCCUCUAGCGGGUGCAUCGUGGAGUCACUCCGGGAGCCCUUGAGCCCUUUCCCCCAGAUCUAAACUCCUGCAGCAAUAGGAUUCAGGUCUUGCGCCUGCUCCUUUCCAAGUUGAUCUGGAAAGGAGCAGCCCUGCCAAGCUUGACUCUGAACACCACCACUGCAUUGCAUGCAAAGGCGAUUCAAGGUUGAAAGCAUGGAAAUCCCAACAAGGAAUUUGCUGGAGGUGUAAGAAGCAGAAAGGGACAUCAUUCCAUAUGUGGUGGAGCUGUGAGACCAGCAGAGGCUGGAUGGCCAUCUGUCAGGGGUGCUUUUAAAAACUCACAGCAACCCAACAAGGAUUUUGCUGGAGGUAAAAGAAGCAGAAAGGUACAUCCUUCCAUAUGUGGUGGACCUGUGAGACCAGCAGAGGCUGGAUGGCCAUCUGUCAGGGUGCUUUAAAAACUCACAGCAACCCAACAAGGAUUUUGCUGGAGAUGUAAGAAGCAGAAAGGGACAUCCUUCCAUAUGUGGUGGACUUGCGAGACCAGCAGAGUCUGGAUGGCCAUCUGUCAUGGGUGCUUUUAAAAACUUAAGCAACCCAACAAGGAUUUUACUGGAGGUAAAAAAAAGCAGAAAGGGACACCCUUCCAUAUGUGGUGGACCUGUGAGACUAGCAGAGUCUGGAUGGCCAUCUGUCAGGGCUGCUUUUAAAAACUCACAGCAACCCAACAAGGAUUUUACUGGAGGUAAAAAAAGCAGAAAGGGACAUUCUUCCAUAUGUGAUGGACUUGUGAGACCAGCAGAGUCUGGAUGGCCAUCUGUCAGGGCUGCUUUUAAAAACUCACAGCAACCCAACAAGGAUUUUGCUGGAGGUAAAAAAAAAGCAGAAAGGGACAUCCUUCCAUAUGUGGCUUGGGGUGUGGUGCAGGCUGGAGAGCAGCUGCAAUGAAUCACUGCAAUGAAUCACUCUGACCAGGAGGUCAUGAGUUCGAGGCCGGCUCAGAGCCAUGUUUGUCUUGUCUUUGUUCUAUGUUAAAAGGCAUUGAAUGUUUGCCUAUAUGUGUAAUAUGAUCCGCCCUGAGUCCCCUUCGGGGUGAGAAGGGCGGAAUAUAAAUGCUGUAAAUAAAUAAAUAAAUAAAUAAAAUAUGUGGUGGACUUGUGAGAUCAGCAGAGUCUGGAUGGCCAUCUGUCAGGGCUGCUUUCAAAAACUCAGCAACCCAACAAGGAUUUUCUUGGAGCUAAAAGAAGCAGAAAGAGGCAUUCUUUCAUAUGUGGUGGACCUGAGACCAGCAGAGGCUGGAUGGCCAUCUGUCAGGGGUGCUUUUAAAAACUCACAGCAACGCAACAAGGAUUUUGCUGGAGCUAAAAGAAGCAGAAAAGGACAUUUUUCCAUAUGUGGUGGACCAAAGGGACAGACUUUAUAUUUCUAGGCACGCAGAUCACUGCAGAUGCAGACUGCAGCCAGGAAAUCAGAAGACGUUUACUUCUUGGGAAGGGAGCAAUGGCCAACCUUGACAAAAUAGUGAAGAGCAGAGACAUCACACUGGCAACGAAGGUCCGCAUAGUCAAAGCAAUGGUAUUCCCCAUAGUAACCUAUGGAUGCGAGAGCUGGGACCAUAAGGAAGGCUGAGAGAAGGAAGAUAGAUGCUUUUGAACUUUGGUGCUGGAGAAAAAUCCUGAGAGUGCCUUGGACUGCAAGAAGAUCCAACCAGUCCAUCCUCCAGGAAAUAAUGCCCGACUGCUCACUGGAGGGAAGGAUAUUGGAAGCAAAGUUGAAAUAUUUUGGCCACAUCAUGAGAAGACAGGAAAGUUUGGAGAAGGUCAUGAUGCUGGGGAAAAAGGAAGGAAAAAGGAAGAGAGGCUGACCAAGGGCAAGAUGGGUGGACGGUAUCCUUGAAGUGACUGGCAUGAACUUGAAGGAACUGUCGUUGACGGACGACAGGGAGCUCUGGCGCAGACUGGUCCAUGAGGUCACGAAGAGUUAGAAACAACUGACUGAAUGAAGAAGAAGAAGAAGAAGAAGAAGAAGAAGAAGAAGAAGAAGAAGAAGAAGAAGAAAGGGACAUUCUUCCAUAUGUGGUGGACCUGAGAGACCAUACAGGCAUUUUGGGAUAAGCCUUCUUUCAUCUCCCAGCGGUACUCUGGCCUUUUCGAAUGCUGCAGACCAUAUCAUUCCAAAACACUAGUGCCACUGAGAUAAUGGGAACAAUUGCUUUCCUGGGAGAUGUGGAGACCCAUUCGCUUGACACCCAUACCUGGAAGAUCAAAUUCCUCCAACCAUGGACCCAAAGUGCCUUCACGCCUCUAAAAUGGGAAAUGCUGGGACAGCUCUUCAGAGCUUCCUUUAUAGACUUCAAGAAAGCCAUCAACAACAUGGUUGCAGCUUCAAAUUACAGCUAUCCUUUUGUUAUACAGUCCUUCUUUUUUUGUGAGAUUGGGACCGAUGGAACAAAGAGAGGUUUUUAUAAAGGUGCUGCAAAUGGAGAUGAUGUUCUUGGAUACAGUACUGACAAUGCUACUUGGGUUGUCCAAAAAGACACUCCGCUCGCUGUUGCUGUUCAAGACUUCCUCAACAGGAACAAGGGCACAACUGCAAACAUGCGCAGUCUACUACUGAAUGAGUGUAUUGACAUUCUUGAGAGCUCUCUCAAGACUGGAAAUGAAACACUGCAUAGACAAGAGAAACCUGUUGCUGUGGUCUUUGCCCAGGAGCCUCCUGCAACCACUGACUCCCUCCUACUAGUUUGCCAAGUGACGGGUUUCUAUCCACACCUGAUCAACGUCUCCUGGCUUCAGGACGAAGUGGCCUUGCCCAGCUCAAGGAUCAAUUCCACCACCAUCUUGCCUAACUACGACCUGACCUACCAGAUCAGGAGUUCUCUGGCUAUUAAGUCAAUGGAGACUUCACACAGUUAUGUUUGCAGGAUACAACACAGCAGCCUUGAUGGGAAAAGUCUUGUCAUCCUGUGGGAAAGGAAGCACAGAUAUAGAGUAACUAUAGUAGUAGUCGUGCUUGUGGCUUCAAUACUUGUUGUAGUUGCUGGAGUGUUAUUCUAUCUGCAGAAGAAACGUCGACAAUAUGAAGACGUCAACCAAGCAAUCUCAAAAACAGCAAGGCAGUAAUAGAGGAUGAUGAAGAAUCAGAAAAGAGAAGAAACAAGUAUGCAAAACAUGAGAAAUUCCUAACCCACUACGGUCUGCAGAAAAGAUUGCAAGGCAAUCUGGGGAAAGAUCCUGUCUGAGGCCGUGGGGAACUUCAACAAGACUGAUUAGACUGGUCUUAAGUUCAUCUAAAGCAGCUUCAAAACUGGAAUUAGAAACAGUCUUACGCCCCUUCUACACUGACAUAUAAUCCAGAUUAUCAAAUCAGAUAAUCCACAUUAUCUGUUUUAAACUGGAUCAUAUGAGUCUACACUGCCAUAUAAUACAGUUCAAAGUUGAUAUUUGCAUUUUAUAUGGCAGUGUAGAAGGUGCCUUAGUGGCAUGAGAGCUCUGCCUUAAUCCAAUACUUGUGAUACAUUUACUUCUGGAAGUGUGUUUUCCAAAUGGGCAUCCAACUGGCUGGUGUUUUAACUAGUUUUUCCCAUACUCCACUGCUCUCACCACUGCUCAGCACUGUUGCUCAGAAUUUGCUUUUGUGGCCAUAAUAAAAAUAUGUAUUUUUUCUGGGCUAGUCUAUUUGAAUAUACAGUAUACAAUAUACAGUAGAGUCUCGCUUAUCCAACUUUCGCUCAUCUAACGUUCUGUAUUAUCCAACGCAGUUUGCCUCCCACCCAGAUCCACAGCUGUUUCUUUAGGCAGGCAAGGAUCACAGAUUUUUAAAAAUCUUCACAGGACUGAACCUUUUACAAAUUUAACUUCUGACAAUGUUGUUAUUGUAAGUUCAUUUUAUGCAAUUCUAUCUUUAUUUGUAGUCAGUGUUUUAGUAGUCAAUGUUUUCAAUACAUUGCGAUGUUUUGGUGCUAAAUUUGUAAAUACAGUAAUUACUAUAUAA
Messenger RNA from Anolis carolinensis (green anole), 4044 nucleotides. RefSeq names its product antigen-presenting glycoprotein CD1d. Gene Ontology annotation, biological process: immune response; positive regulation of T cell mediated cytotoxicity; antigen processing and presentation, exogenous lipid antigen via MHC class Ib. The record is from RefSeq and is a predicted model, not a curated record. NCBI's taxonomy places the organism in Eukaryota, Metazoa, Chordata, Lepidosauria, Squamata, Anolidae. Gene Ontology annotation, cellular component: external side of plasma membrane. The transcript is spliced from 6 exons. Gene Ontology annotation, molecular function: lipopeptide binding; endogenous lipid antigen binding; exogenous lipid antigen binding. The coding region runs from base 2205 to 3173 and encodes 322 amino acids.